AUGGAACGAGCUCACAUAGCCGGUCUAUCUGCUGUUGUUCUGGACAAAUCAGCGUUUUUGUAUCAACACUCAUUUGGCUAUGAAGAAAUUGAGACACGUAACCCUAUUACAAAUAGCUCAAUUUUUUUACUAGCAUCUAUUUCAAAAACGGUGAUAGCCGUGGCAGCCAUGCGAUUGGUUGAACGAAAUCAACUAGAUCUUGACAAAGAUAUUAAUACGUAUUUGGCAAGAGCCAAUGUAACCGAAAUUCAUCAUCCGCUCUAUCCGAUGGAUAAGAUCACUAUGAGACACUUGUUAACUCACACAUCGAGCAUCAAUACCAAUGAAGAAAUGGUGUUUGGAUUUUAUUUGCCUGAAGAUAAUUAUUUGAAUAGAACAAUUCGUGAACUAGUUUCAGAUUAUCUGGUACCUGGUGGAUCUCUCUACCAUCCAAUCAAUUGGAUAAACAAAACGAUAGGUACCCAGUUCCACUAUUCAAACAUGGCAACGUCCUUGGCUGCUUUGAUCAUUGAAGUAAUUGUCAAUACAUCAUACGAUGAUUACGUCAGAGAGAAUAUUUUUCACCCAUUGGAUGUGUAUGACGCGCGUUUUGCUCUCGGUGAUCAACGUAAAAAUCUCGUUCACCACUACGCUUACAACAGUUCUCUAGCAUCAUGGGAAUUGUAUCUACCUCAACUACACGUUCAAGAAAUCCCCAAUACGUACUGGCUUCAAAUUGGCUUCUUCAGCUUUCGUGAGUGGCCAGCAGGUCUUCUUAGAAUGUCUUCCACAUCACUUGCAAAAUAUUUACAAAUGUUCUUGAACGAUGGUACGUCUUUGUCAGGGGUUAAAAUUCUUGAUUCUCAUUCAGUAGAAGUCAUUCGAACAAUUCAAUAUCAGAAUCUAGUGGCUCCCAUAUCAGUUGGUCUUUUAUGGAAUUAUGCAAAUAUCAGCUCAUCGAUAUUUCAUAAAAAUCGAACAGUGUUCGGUCAUCGGGGUAGUGCACUAGGAACGCUUACAUCGAUGCUCAUUGAUCCAACGACCAACAUUGGCACAAUUCUACUAACAAAUGCCGAUAGAGACGCUAAUGAAUACGAGGGACAACUCGUCCAACAAUUCAUGUCCGAUGUUACACUGCAUUUGCUUGAUUGCUUUUCCUCGCCGUCUAAUGUAGCCACUAAUAUAUAUUCCUAUAAUUUGCUCUUUCUUUUGUUAACAUUUAUCCAACGAUAUUCUGUUAUGUAA
This is a messenger RNA of Didymodactylos carnosus, 1224 nucleotides long. NCBI's taxonomy places the organism in Eukaryota, Metazoa, Rotifera, Eurotatoria, Philodinida, Philodinidae. The record is from the annotation of a GenBank genome assembly.